UCCAACCCCGCCCCUCUGGAGUGGAAGUCACAUGGCAGAAGGCCGUACCGGGUGGAGUUAGCGAGCGCACCCUCCUGUUAGAGCGGAGCUAACCGGGAGCGGCUAGCUCCGUUAACGGAAACAACUGAUCUAUGUAGACUUCUGCUCCCCGGGAGCGAUGACAGAGAGCACCGGCGGCCACCGGGAGUCGGAAUCAUCCCGGACUAACAGGGCUACGUGUCGCUGUGCGGCGGGAAGCCCGGUGUAGUCGGUUUGCUGUUCAGCGUUAGUCGCCUGAGCUAACUAGUUAGCAGCCUAGCCCGCUCCUGUAAACGGGAGUUAGCCUCGGAGCUAACAGCUAACGGCUAACAGCUAACGGCCAACCCGGGGAUGCGUUAGCUCGAGGCCCCAGACACCAGCAGCUCUCCCCUCCUUCCUCCUUCCUCCCUCCUCCCUCCUCCAUAAUGGAGCCAACCCUGAACCCUCAGUUUUCAGAGAACUCAUACAAGAUGACUGAGGAGGAUGUGAAGAGGCUGAUUGAGUUCAGGGCGUCCAACGAGGCUCUGUUCACCGGGAAGAGGAACUCGGCCAAGAUCGCCUGGAGCACCAUCCUGAGAGGACUUGGCCUGGAAGGGAAGCUGACGGCCGACCAGAUCGCCAAGAAGUGGGACAACCUGAGGACAAAGUACAAGGACCUGAAGCAGCCCUACCAGGGUCAGGACCACCUGGGUGGGGUGGUGGUGGAGUCGUGGCCCUGGUUCCACAUCAUGGAUGAGGCCAUGCAGGGUCGCCUCUACAACAGCAGCCUGGUGCUGAGCCCCGAGGCCGCCGCCCACGCCCCCGGUCACCGCAGCAACCACAGCCACGAGAACACCGACAUCCUGGAGUUCCUCAUCAAGACGGAGAUGGAAGACACCGUGGCGACCGAGGCCGCCGAGGAUGAUGGGACGGUCCACGCAGAGGCUCCGCCCAUCGAGGGGGUCCCCAUGGGCUGGAGGAGGAUGAGCGAGUGCUCCUACAAGAUGACUGAGCCGGAGACUGAGAGGAUGAUCAAACUCCGAGCGGCCAACGAAGCACUUUUCACCGGCAGGAAACAUUCGGCUAAACCGGCCUGGAGAGCCAUUCUGUACGAGCUGGGUCUUCAGGGGAAACUCACCACGGACCAGUUGGCCAAGAAGUGGGACAACCUGAAGAGGAGGUAUAAGGAGCUGAAGUUUCCUGCCCGGGGCGUGGAGACCAACCCCAGCUCCUGGCCCUGGUUCUACCGGAUGAACGACGCCAUGGAGGGACGCUUCGCCGGCGCCGCGCCCAUCCUCACCCCCAUCGUGGAGGACGAGGACGAGGACUGCGAGUCGCUGUCUCCGACGCCAAAGAAGCGAGCUCGCCGGAGCCGGGCCGGGAUGACCGAGUUCCUGACGGAGUCCGAGAUGGACCUGCUGGUGGACAACGAGGACAAGAACGGGUCCACGUCUCUGGGAGAGCUGCACCGCAUGGCCGAGUUCACCUACAAACUGACAGAAGACGACACGCGGCGACUGAUCGAGCUUCGAGCCGCUAACGAGUCUCUGUUCACGGGGAGGAGGAACACGGCCAAGCCGGCCUGGAGGGGGAUCGUGAAGGAGAUGGGGCUGACCGGGAAGAUAACACCGGACCAGGUGGCCAAGAAGUGGGACAACCUGAAGACCAAGUUCAAGGACCUGAAGUUUCCUCCUCGGGGGAUGGAGGCCCAGACCAACCCGGCCUCGUGGCCCUGGUUCCUGCUGAUGAGCGACGCUCUGGAGGGCCGUCUGGCGGGGAAGGCUCCCAGGGUGACGCCGGUCUGGACUAACGAGGAGGACGGUGUGUUCGGCUCGUCGCCGCCUCCUGACAGGGACUGUUUGAUGGUGGAGAGGAGCAGCGGGUCGGAGCUGGACAGCGUUGUGGGCGGAGACAACGGUGAAGCCGACGCCAACAUCACCUACAUCGACGCCAGUGGAGAAGAGUGUUCAACUCCCUCAGACCUCUCCUAUAAGAUGAGCGACCAGGACACCAGGAGGAUGAUCAAACUUCGAGCCGCUAACGAGCCGCUGUUCACAGGGAGGAGGAACGCUGCCAAGGCCGCAUGGAAAGCCAUCCUGAAGGAGCUGGGGCUCCAGGGGAAAGUCUCCACCUACCAGAUGUCAAAGAAGUGGGACAAUCUGAAGAGGAGAUACAAGGACCUGAAGUUUCCUCCCGUGGGGAUGGAGAGUGUCGGGGACGGCGCCUCCUCCUGGCCGUGGUUCCACCUGAUGAAUGAAGCCAUGGAGGGCCGCCUGGCGAGCAGCGCCCCCCUGCUCACCCCCGUCACCCAGGAUGACGACCAGCACCCUGACCCCGCCCCCAGACACAGGACACGCCCCCCGCCGCCCCCUCCGCCUCCCCCGUCCUCCUCAGACUACAGACAGGAGGCGUUCGUGAACAGUCCGGACCAGAACCAGCCCUGCGACGGGCCCCUGGGGGGCCUGGAGAGGGAGUGGGAGGUUCUGGAGGGGGAGAGGGCGGCGCUGGAGAGGGAGAGGGCGGCGGUCCAGGCCGAACGGCUCUGGUUGGACCAGGAGAGGGCGGCGCUGGAGAGGGACCGGGCCCUGGUGGAGCAGGAAAGGGAGGCGCUGGGGCGGGAGAGGGAGGUGCUGGACCAGAGGGCCCUGAUGCUGAACUCUGUGGGACACUCGGGACACCUCAACACCCUCAUGUAGGUCAGCAGGACCAAGCCACGCCCUUCUGCUCCUCUGCUCCUCCUCUGCGCCUCCUCUGCUCCUCCUCUGCUCCUCCUCUGCUCCUCUGCGCCUCCUCAGAGCCCGUACAGAUCUGCUGUCAUCAGCUGAUCCUCAUCAGGUCCAUUAAGGGUUUAAUAAACACGGAUGAACGUUACCUGGUGAGGAGUUGACCAAUCAGAGGCCAGGUACGAGGCCACGCCCACUCCCAGACCCACCGACGUUCCCUGCUUUGUAUUUAUUUACAUAAACAACAGAAGUUCUAUUCACAGGGGACGAGUUCAUCUGUGGUUCAGACAUUAAACCCUGUUCACACGAGAGAAACAAGAUCAUUAAUUUAUUGUCUGUAGCUGAGUCUCCAGGAAGAUAAUGACACAUGUGUUAUAGUCAGAAAUGACCUGUGGGGUCUGGUUUUUACGAGUUACAGACACGGACGAUUAUUCCAGAUUAAACUGGUCCCUGUUAAAACUAAAGGUAUUUUUUUAUUUAACAGCUGUUGAUGCAGAGAUGCUUCAGCAGAAAAAUGAACCGACGCUGGUUCUUUUAAUCUGAAAAACGUCUGGAUGAAGAAAUGAGGAGGAGCAGGAGGAGCAGGAACAGGAGGAGGAGCAGGAGCAGGAGGAGGAGGAGGAGGAGCAGCAGGAGCAGGAGGAGGAGGAGGAGCAGGAGGAGGAGGAGCAGCAGGAGCAGGAGGAGGAGCAGGAGGAGGAGGAGGAGGAGGCAGCAUCCCGGAGAAUCCAAGUGUUUUUUUAUUUUUUAUAAACUGAUCGGGGGCUUGAAUGUAAAUGAAAUCAACCUUAAAGCUGAAUGUUUUCUACGGUUUCGUUUGGUUUUCUUUGUUUUUUAACAUGAACUGAAGACGUUUAAUGUUUUACGGCCACAUUAGAAACAAUCAGCUGUUCUCACAGUAUUAAUGGAACCACUGGGUCUCAGUUCUUUACCAUCAACAUCUGGUCUCCACAUCUUCUUCUUAGGGGACACGAUGGAAAGUCUGUGGUUCUAGUUUAGUUUGGUUCUCAGGAUCUUUAUAAAGGUUCAUCACUAAUGAA
Mugil cephalus (flathead mullet) is the source of this 3760-nucleotide messenger RNA. RefSeq lists its product as uncharacterized. The record is from RefSeq and is a predicted model, not a curated record. NCBI's taxonomy places the organism in Eukaryota, Metazoa, Chordata, Actinopteri, Mugiliformes, Mugilidae. The transcript has 14 exons. The coding region runs from base 444 to 2693 and encodes 749 amino acids.